Messenger RNA from Toxoplasma gondii ME49, 3999 nucleotides. RefSeq lists its product as hypothetical. Lineage: Eukaryota; Apicomplexa; Conoidasida; Eucoccidiorida; Sarcocystidae. The record is from RefSeq and is a predicted model, not a curated record. The coding region runs from base 1272 to 3128 and encodes 618 amino acids. The transcript is spliced from 10 exons.
AAAAAGACAGGGCUCGUGAAGAUCGCCAGUCUACGCGAUGAAUCUGCGGACAGCGAAGGACGGAUUUGCGCCUGCACGUCUCCUCGGCACCGGUCCGCCUCUUGCCAGAAGGGCGUCUCCGGCAGCUUGCCCUCGCCAAGCAAACUUUCCUGUAAUGCCGAGGCCAUCAGUGAAUACGUGGCACAAAGCGACUCUUGAAAAGACAUUCCUCACUGGAAACCGCUGCUUUUUUGUGCCAGCAGGCUCCACCAAAGAAUCGAGUUGAGGAAUAGAGUCGGGAAAAUGGAGCGGUCCUCCUGCUCGAUACACAAAUAUACGCGGACGGGAAGAACCAUGUCGCGAGUUCCCUAGUUAAUCGCUUUUCCCGCGUUUAAGGCAUUCCUCUCGCUGUAUUUCUUUGUCCUCACUGGUCCGUAUCGUUCACUCAUUCUCGGCCCGUUUCUCAGCUCGGCUGCCAGCAGCGCACCCGUUCCGCGAAACUGCGUCGCCAGCGAGUGCGAACGGAAGGAAGCGACAACUCUACAAAGGGGAACGAGGACGCCCUGCAAACUGACGUCGGAGUGCCUAAAUGCCAAACAUCACGGCGAAUCCCCAGUUUCUAGGUGGCUGGAUUCAUCGACUUCAUCUCAGUGUGUUAAGUGUUUGGAACAGUGAAGAAAGGCGGGGUAUUCUGUAGAAUACGCGACUUGGUACGAACCCGGACGACCCAUGGUCAGGCAGAACCGUAGAUACGGCCCAGUCACGUUCAUCUACGGUUUCAUCCUUUUCCCGUACGCCUUACGAAGCGUUUCCUUUCGGGUGGAUGUCCGCGUUCGUCAGAGCCCUUGCCAUUCGCCACACCUCGCCCUUGUUUCGAAACUGUGACAUACUGGCGAGCCUGGCGGCUUCCCGACAGACAAGGCCAUUUAGUUGGAAUUUGAACCUACGACAGGGCAUCCUUUUUCGUUCGAUCCAUUUGUUUUCAUCGAAUGAGCAGUAGCCGACCACGCUCCUGCUACGACUUGCGCGCGAUUUCCGUUUUCGUUCGGAAACGUCCAAGGAUAGCUGCCCGAUUUAAACGGUUCGGCCUGUCAUUCGUCCGGCAACUUCUAUGUCCGAUUUGUUCCCCAGCGUUUUUUCCCUCCGACGUUUUUGUUUCCGGGGCAGUGCAAGUUGGUUUACCCGGCAGUUAGAUUAGAAAACCGUCAGAUCUACAGUGAUUCUCUGGAUGCAUUCCUUUUCAGCGUGACCCGGCCUUUGCGAAGGUUGUGCGCCUCGUCGGUAAGCGCACCAUGUUUCAGUUGCUUUCAGGGCAGUCCCCUGGGUUGAUUUCAAUAAAGGACUCGCGCGCUGUCUCGAGUCACGCACCACUGCUUUCCCGCGUCACGACAGCUACCACAAUGAAGUCUACUUGUGCAUACACCGGCUCUUCCGGCUCCGGCACCACGGGAGGACGAAGUUGUCGGUGCCGCUUCUCCCCGGCUUUGCGCUUGACAGCACAACGAGGCAGUUCCACCGCCGUGUCGAAGCCAAGCGCUGGCGCCGUGUCCGCGUCUUCCUGCGUCUCUGUCUUAUCUGAUUCUUCCCUUCCUUCGAGUUUCUCGCACCGCACAUGCGGGUCUUCCGCUGUCCACUGUUCGCGGAUGUCGCCUAUGGCGAAGGCGACACCUCAGUUCGCAGUCCCCGCCUCGACUUCUCUGCGCCGGCGGGUACACAGAAGGAAUUUACCCCUGUAUGCAUGCGCCUUGGUUGCAUGCGUGAUGUUGGUGGGCCUUCACUCCACAUCACACUUGAUAGGAAACGGAGAUGGACAGUUGAGCGGGUUUCUUCUCCCAGCUGUCGAAGCUUCCGUCCGAUUCACCUCGUUCCCUUCUCAGAAGGCCCUCUCCCUCCGAUUCGGGGACUUGCCUCUGAGAGAGAUGGUAAUGCAUUUCCACUACACCGAGCAACUUUUCGAAGAUACACGCGAGCUGCUGGCCAAGAUUUUCAACGUCCCGGUCAGAGCAAUUUCCUUCCUCCAGCUGAGGCAGGACGACGGGCGCCCCGAGCACGCGAGUCUCUUGACGUUUGACGUGCAAGGCAAGCACUUGCACGACCAGAAGGGUCAGUUCCAAGAGUAUCUCGACCAAAGUAGAGAUGGCCUGGAACUCCAUUUUGGCGGGCGAAAGGUUUCGGUGGAGGCCCUGGCUGAGGAUUUACCGCCCGCAGUUGUGGAUGAGAUGCCUGAGCCUUGGGGCAGGAGCUUCGUCUGGCAACGGCCGGGUUACACGCGCGCUCUCGAGAACGUCGAGCACUUCCUCUGGGUCAGGGUUAAGAAGACUUCCCGCGUUCCACGACAUGUUGCUUACGGGGAACUGACCCAGAUGCUUUCUAGAGCAAUUACGGGGGUCGUCCAGGCCACAGGGUACCUUGUUGAAGCCGACAGCAUCCAAGUCAUGUCUCUGGAAGAAGACCAUUCUGCCAGAGUUAUCUCUCUAGCAAUGUCGCGACACAAUGGAAUGCCAAACUACUUGCGAGCCCUGAGGUCCUGGCUCCGCAACGCAUGCGGAAGGACCAUGAUCCUCCAGACUGCACUGGGAGAUGCUCUAACUGCCGACUGUUCCAUCCCGCUGGUGACAGUCCGAGCGACAGGCAAGCCUUUAACGGAGGACGACAUCACUCGGAUGGAAGAGGAGCUGGCGCGCUCUUCGGUUGAAGCCGAUGAGAGUCGGGCGGAAGACGAUAGGGAAACCAAGGCUAAAUCAGCGAUGUCGGCCAUGUCAUUCGCCCCACCUUACUUUUCUCAAAAUCAAACAGAUCCUGCGAUGGUGUCGCCAGGCUACCCAGUGGGAUAUCCGAUGGGUUUCGUGCCUCUUUAUGGACUAAAGCCAUGGGGCGCGUCUGACGAAGGCACUGGGUCGGCGAUUGGCACAAUGAAAGCGAGCAAGACCGUCCUGCAAGCGGCAGCUGAAGACGAAGAAUCCUCAGGUGUUGGCGUCAAGGUGGGCAUUGUCGUCGGCUGCUUGAUUGUAGGUCUGCUGAUCAUUCUUGUUGUUUGGUACGCGUGGAGACGCCGCAGGAAAGAAGAAAAGGCGCUUCGAGAAAAGCAGAAAGCAAAUGCUGCAGAACGCAGGGCAAACCGUGAUAUCGCCAGAUACGCGCAUCCGUGAGAGGCAGGUAUGAGCGCCACAAGUCGGGGUGUACGUACAACGAGGCAGUUGAUGCGUAAGCUGCUGAAGGUCGUCAGCUUGUCAAUCCCUCCUGCCUGUAAGAACUGGAACAAAUGAAGCAGCCAUGGCAAAAAAUUGUUAUAUCAGUUGUUACCUCACCGGCCUAUCUUGCGCCGAAGCGUGUGCUUGACGAGAAAGCCACGCGGUCGGAUGUUGUUUGUUCGUGCUCCAAGAGUUUUCCAUGCUCCACUAGUAUCAUGUGCUCUGGUGCAGUCUGUGGAGACGCACUUGGUACCAAGGAUUCACAGACACACUACGCUUGGCGACCGCUGAAUUGUGACGCCCCCAGCCUGAGCAGUCUGACUCAGACAAGGUGGCCUUUCCGAAAGUGGAUUGGCUUUUCCUACGGUGCUCCGUCCAAUUCCACUCAGAGUGCUGCCGUUCGGAUGCCAUGACUUGAAGGCACUUCCGCAUGUUUAGUUGCCGAAGGGGUGAAACAAUUUACAUGUCUAUGCUUGGCACGUAUUGUUGUAGUGGUUUCGAAUUUUUGUGUUCCUGUUCUGUCGUAAAGAAAUGCAGUCCAGCUCUCGUCAAAAAGCACUGCCCGUGAGCUACGUUUCGGAAAUUUGCACCUUCUUUAUUGAUCACAUGCAUCAAUUGUUUUCCAUGUGCCCGGCGAAAAUCCGCUAAUUCUGUCGGCGUGACCCCAAACCUGAGAAAGUGGUGCGAGCAUCUGCUCGGAUGUGCUUUCUAAGUGCUGCAACUGUCUGACAGGCGGCUGCGCGCGUGUGCUCAGUUCAGAGCUAUAAUGGAAGCGAAUUAUAUUUUAUCAGCCUUGGUUGGGUUUUUGUAAUCGAGUACAGUAAUAAGG